This is a messenger RNA of Tarenaya hassleriana, 634 nucleotides long. RefSeq names its product cytochrome c oxidase subunit 6a, mitochondrial-like. The transcript is spliced from 4 exons. Gene Ontology annotation, biological process: mitochondrial electron transport, cytochrome c to oxygen. Gene Ontology annotation, molecular function: enzyme regulator activity. The coding region runs from base 84 to 383 and encodes 99 amino acids. The record is from RefSeq and is a predicted model, not a curated record. Gene Ontology annotation, cellular component: mitochondrial inner membrane. Lineage: Eukaryota; Viridiplantae; Streptophyta; Magnoliopsida; Brassicales; Cleomaceae.
UGCUCCAAACACCUAACCUAACCCUUUCGCGUUUUCCAAAUCACCAAACUCGCAGGGAGAGAGGGAGAGAAGAUCCGAGGAAAAUGGCUAUGGCGUUCGCACGUUCCGCUCUUUCACGAGCAACGAUCCGUGGAUCUUCGAGGACUUCGGCCGCUCCUAAGCGGAGUUUCGCCUCCAAAGCCCACCAUGACGAUGCUUAUGAGGCUGCGAAGUGGGAGAAGAUAACGUACUUGGGUAUUGCUGCUUGCGCUGCUCUAGCUCUCUAUAACUUAUCCAAGGGUCAUCCCCACUACGAUGAACCUCCUGCUUAUCCGUACUUGCAUAUCCGCAACAAGGAGUUUCCUUGGGGUCCAGACGGCUUGUUUGAGGUGAAGCACCACUAGCACUGAAGCCUUUGUUGUCUUCGUAGUAAUGUCUCUUCGACCAUUGUUACCGAGAAAAUGCAUUGGUUCGGUUUGAAAGCGUAAAAGCUUUCGAAUUCAUUUUGCUUCCUGCAUUGUUGUUAUUGUUCUGUCCUGGGUUAAUAAGAGUAGGACUUUCGAGAUUUGGUUCUGCCUUACUUUACUCGGGGUCUUGUGGAAUACAACCUUUUCUCAAUGGGUGAAAGGGUAUCAUUUGCUUGCAGCGUGCCAUA